Messenger RNA from Lottia gigantea (owl limpet), 1788 nucleotides. RefSeq lists its product as hypothetical. Bases 1 to 1788 code for a protein of 595 amino acids. Lineage: Eukaryota; Metazoa; Mollusca; Gastropoda; Lottiidae. The record is from RefSeq and is a predicted model, not a curated record. The transcript has a single exon.
AUGGCUAGUAUUUCUAAGAAUCUUUCCAGGCCAGAAACGCGGACCGGAAGUGUAUCGAUCACGAUUUACUUUGGCGAAAACACUUUCCCCAAAACACACAUAACAAACCGUCUGGAACCUAUGUUGUUUCCUUUCGAUCCGUACACAGAAGUCGUUCAUUUGAAUUACACAGAUUAUUCAGUAGGUAAUCGUGUUGAUUCUUUAGAGGUAGCAGACGACGAGCUCUUGACAACUCCGUCAAUUGCCAUCAUGUUGUUUGCACCCGAACGAGGGCCUGUAAAUGCCGAAAAACUGAAAAGAGAGUUACUGAAACCACCGUGGCAGCUACAUCAUACCGUAAUCCUUCAGAAGAAAAGUGUAGCAUUAAGAACUGUAGCUCAACAGGAUUUCUAUGAACUGUCAAAUGAGCUGCCACUUUGGAGUGUGUGUCCGACCUUAAUGGAUCAAGAGUACAUACGCAUCCAAUUAUUUGUGAAAAACUACCAGAAAAUGGUAGAGUUUUACAGACUCCUCACUAAUGGAGAAGGAACGAGCAGAAAGCCUGGGUUCUGUUUCUUUCAAUUAAAUACGCCAACUGGUCAAAAGAUUCAACUGUCUCUGCAAUACUGUUCGUCUAUAACUCCAUUACAAGUGCGGAAUGCAAUUCUGUCGUUUCGGACUAGAGAAAUAGCUGCCAUGCAAUCAAAAUGUCGUCUCAUUAAACUUUCUGGCAAUGUGUACACUACUCGUGAUCCGGAUGGAAACACGAUACGUCUUGUGGACGAAAGACCCAAUCCUGAAGACAUAAUGAUCACAAAGCCACAUUUGACAUUAUUCAGUGAAAGAAACCAUUCAGAUAGUCAAGAUUCUGGAUUAUUUUCUGAUUGUGAGAAAUCACCAAAAUAUCCAGACUAUCCUUGUGCUAAAAGUUACGUUACGCGAAGAGGUCUUAAAUCCGACAUGAGGAAAUCGACUUCUCUUAAAUCCAUCGUGAAAUAUACAGAUGAGUCAGAUUUUGAAGAUCCUUGGGGUGGAAGUCAGUAUAAUGUUUCAGUUAACCCAGAACAAAAGUACAAAUUACUUCCAAUUAAGACAUCCAUACCGAAAACACAACCGAAUCAAGGAUACAGUGAUGUUAUACAUAUAAAUCCAAAUAAGGCAGCACACGUUCAGAAAUGCCGCCAGUGUGGUUAUAGAGAAGAUAAACUUCCGGUUGCUUUUGGUAAAACCGGAAGUGUACCACAAACGUGCCAUAAUGUAGAUUACCAAAAGACAUGUGCUAGAACGGCUGAUGACAUGCGUGAUUCUGACAAGCGAUCUUCAUCAGGACGAUACCACAUCUUACCAGAAGAAACAUACAAUGAUACGUUUACACGUAAUGCUUUGCGAAGUAAAUCUUUUGAUUCUGCCUCUAUUAGAUCAUUCCAUAAACCUAAAAAUAGAUCAGUUAUACAAAUACUGUCUGAUAAAAUAUUAUCAAAAGAGAAAAAGUUUCAAUGGACGAGUUUGAACUCCGUUGUAUUUGAUAGGUCGAGCAUUACAAAUAGAAUUUCAGAAGAUAUUUGGUAUCAGAACCCAAAACUAUUCCGAAUUCUUGGUCCACCGGAAGUUACACAUCGGCCAGUUGCCGGUGUGGUAAGGAAGAAAAAAGGAAGUGAUCACAACUAUUAUUCUGACGGAGAAAUGAUAUCUAAAGACUCCAAAGUACGCAAACGGAAACAAUUUUUGCGUCAAGCAAAAUUGAAACCGGGCGAUAGAGAUUUUCAAACUGAGAACCAAAUCGGUUCCCUGGUUUGUAUAUCAGCUUAG